AUGCUGACAGUGGAGUCCCAAUCUCAACCCGUUUUGCAAGGUCAAGAUUAUGGCUUGACAUCGAGAUGUGUUUGCAUCCCUGAGGAUCUUGAGGCCAAGGACCAAGAAAUUGCGAGGCUGAAGGCAACACGUAAGGAGGCGUUAGUGCCAAAAAAGUCGCCGGGACCUCAACAACCUUCUGUCAAAAUGACAAACGACGAGCAUCAUAUUGCUGAUGUUGCCCAUCGUUAUGCAUUCACUGUGAAUGCAUACUUUGGUCCUCAGCUGUUCCGGGUUCACCUAAGUGUGGAAUGGAACCCAGAAAGGCGAUGGGAUUGUGAAUUCAUCGAGGAGGGCCACCUACAUGAAUUCCAAGACUGGCCAAUGUUACCAGAUUUGAUAAGAAAUCAAAUUUCUCAACAGGCAAUUCAGAAAAGGAUUACCAACAGCAUGGGUGAAAUACGGCAUCAACUAAAGCACCGGAUCCUCGAGAAUGAUUUAACCGGUAGGCUUAUCUUCCCGUUCUGGGAUCGGAUGGAGGGGCCUCUUUGGGGAUGUGAAAUGGCAAAAGUACUACGGGGAAUCUGGGACCCAAAAGGGAAAUAUCCAGAUAAUCCCCCAGUCUUGUUCCCCCCCGAACACAAAGAUGAUCCACGGUUCCUGAUGAACUCACCCUAUGUCACCGAGGGAAUCAGGGCACUACUGUUUGCCGCUGGUACACCACUGUUUAAUACCGAUGGCAACGAUAUCACUCUUGAUCAAUCGGCAUGGAACCACUGUGCAGCAAAUUGUACAGCGAAGAAGUAUAACAUAGUCGAGGUUACCCCUGGACUUGUAGCGUUGUCUGCUGUGUUGGUUUGGAGUGCCCUCUUGCCCCCUGAACACCACGUUGAUGCAGAAUGCAAGUUCCACAAUUUUGAAGAGACAUUGCCUCGAGGGAUGAAGCAACAUUUCCAGGAGAUGAUGGACAAUCACAAUAUCUUCUUGUUCAAGGAUCAGGGUGUAGAAUCGCACACACAUACUUCCAUCCAGAUGAACGAUGACGAAACGGAAAUGAAUCUUGAUUUUGAGAGACAGCUGGAGGAGAGCAUGAGGGGCGGGAUUCUCCCAGGUGGUGGUUCAGCUCAUAUAUCAGUCUCUGAACAUCGUGGAAGUCAAGGGCCUCAAAUACUGCCCCUUUUCAUUAGCGACGAUGACACUCUCACUUCGAUUUCUGGCAGUGAAGAUGGGCCCUGCAUCAGUAAUAAUGGGGCUCCUAAUGAUGCCACAACUUGUAACAAUGCCGCCACUCAGCAGGAGAACAGCCUCUCUCUGGAUGAGCCUGAAGCCAAAGGAUCAUUGCAUUGCCCAUCAGAUUUGGACUUAGGUGCUUCAGAACUUCAAGAAAGUCCACAAAAAAGCAUGCAACGCAGAUUACGGAGCCAGAGGCUGGUGAGCAAGGUUGCUCAUGUGCAUGAUGCAGCUAGGAGACCAGAGCCAUCAGAUCUGCACGAGGGCAGGGCGGCAAACAAGGGGAAGGGUAGAGGAUGCCCAAAGGGCCGAGGCAGAGGCAAACAGAGGGGGAAGAAGCAGUGA
Messenger RNA from Cantharellus anzutake, 1554 nucleotides. RefSeq lists its product as uncharacterized. The coding region runs from base 1 to 1554 and encodes 517 amino acids. The transcript has 7 exons. Lineage: Eukaryota; Fungi; Basidiomycota; Agaricomycetes; Cantharellales; Hydnaceae. The record is from RefSeq and is a predicted model, not a curated record.